Molecule: messenger RNA, 878 nt
Organism: Perognathus longimembris pacificus (Pacific pocket mouse)
Lineage: Eukaryota; Metazoa; Chordata; Mammalia; Rodentia; Heteromyidae
Gene: Ccdc182
Product: coiled-coil domain containing 182
Source: RefSeq, a predicted model, not a curated record
UCAUCAUCUUUUGGUGAGAUACUGAAGUCUAGAUACCAUUCUAAGAUCAGCCAAGACCCUUGCAGGGUUGUAGACCACUAAGUCUUGGUAGAAUGAACAAGGCCUGGCUUGCCUUUUCUUGCCUGUGAUCUCCCCUCAAAGGAGAGCUUGAGCUCUUGUUCUAGAAAGGUGAUGAAUUGAUGACAAAUCCACCUCUCAGGAGGGUGACCUGGGGGAAGUGCAGACAGAACCCUAGGUAACCCACAGAAGGGGCUACAAUAUGCAAAUAAGAGGACUGUGGUAUUCUCCCUGAUUGGCUGACAAGGCCUUGAUGUCACAAUGGGUAGUAUCUGGCCACUCUAAAUGAUUAUGCCUCUAGCACAAACAACUCAUUGAUCAGGCAUUCUCUUGGCUCCCUCUCUUGAGGAAGUAAGGCAAUGGAACCCCUCUUUCAGGCUGGCUCCAUUCUCAUGAAAGUCAAUACUUUACAAGGGCAGAAGAUGGUGGAGAGUGGUCUGCAGUCCGGAGACUUUUCCCUCUCCCAGUCGUGGCCCUCCUGCCUUCUACCCCCGGCUGACUUGGAGAGCCUUCAGCAGAAAGUGGCCUUGGUUCAGCGGGAGCUGGAGGACUUCAAGAAGGAGGUGUUGAAGGCCAUUGGCUAUCUAGAAGAUGCCUUCUGCGAGAUGAACAGCAUCCUGACGCAGCAAGAGGAGCAGGCGGCCCGCGUGAAGCAGAGGCUGAGGGAAGAGGAGGACCGAGGCAUCGUGCGCAACAAGGUCCUCACUUUUUUGCUGCCAAGGGAGAAACAGCUUCGGGAGCACUGCCAGCGGCUGGAGCACCUGCUGCUAGGCCGAGGCCAAGACCUGCAGGCCAUCACCAGGAACAUCCAGGCAGAGUGA